This is a messenger RNA of Medioppia subpectinata, 924 nucleotides long. The record is from the annotation of a GenBank genome assembly. Lineage: Eukaryota; Metazoa; Arthropoda; Arachnida; Sarcoptiformes; Oppiidae.
AAUAAACAAAAAUUGAUGAUAUUUUAAAAAAUAGGCUGCGAUUCUGGUUUUGGCAAUCGUUUGGCUUUCAGGUUAAACUCAAUGGAAUUUCGAGUCUAUGCGUGUGUUUUGGACACAAACAGUACCGGAGCUCAGGAUUUGAGCAAUAAAUGCCAGUUUAAGGACGAGAUAUGUAUUGUGCGAAUGGAUGUCACUAUCGAUGAGGACAUCAAUCGGUGCCACGAGUUUGUUGUCGCGGAUCUACAGACCAGUGGUCGUGUGUUGUGGUCAGUGGUCAACAACGCCGGUGUUAUGACAUACGGGCACUUAGAAUGGGGUAAAUUUUCCCAAUACACUAAAGUGUUUGAUGUGAACGUGUUUGGUGUGGUUCGGGUGACCAGAAAAUUCAUACCACUUAUACGAGAGUCAAAAGGUCGCUUAGUGUUCACAACCUCUCAGGCGGGUCGAGUGGCGUUAGACAAUCUCGGCGUGUAUUGUAUGUCCAAAGCGGCGAUCAUAGCGUUCACUGAUGUUUUGCGGCGAGAGAUGCGACCCUUUGGGGUACGGGUGUCAAACAUAGAGCCCAUGCUUUUCAAGACAGUUAUGGUUACUUUGGUUAAACAUGAGUUCAACAAGAAUUGGUCCGAAACGGACGGUGCGAUACGCGAUGUCUACGGCGAGGCCUACGCCCAGCGCCAGAUUAAAGUAUUUGACUUUAUAAUGUCUAUGGCUAUGGCUAAUGGAAAUCUUGAUAUCGUUGUCGACGAUAUGGUUGACGCGGUGGCCAGUCGUCGGCCCAAUAAAUACUAUAGACCUGUACAUCGGUGGUGGCUCCACGGCUAUCACCGUAUGGCUCGUAUAACACCCCAAUGGUUUACCGACCAUAUUUUCUAUACACUCAAUUCAAAGAAACCUGCGUUUAUGGAAAAUAAUAAUAAUAUAUAA